AUGUCUUUGAGUGCACCAGCACGGGGCGAGGUCUUCCAGACCCAGACCUGCGUCCAUAUUCGGUGGCUCUUCCUCCUAUACCCGGCCGUACUGGUUCUGUUGGCCAUCAUCUUCUUCGCGGUCAUGGUCUUUGAGACUCGCCGCCGAGAAAUCAGCAGACACGACUGGAAGUCUUCCCCGCUGGCCUUGCUUUUUCACGGACUGGAUCGACAAUCGAUGGGUAAUGGUGAAUAUGCGUCCAUCACCCAGGCGAACGAAAUGGCACGGAUUGCAGACCACACUCCGAUUCUCCAUCCACCGAAGACCAUUUCGGUACAAUACUGCGUCAACGACUUCCAGCGUCGCCUUGUUGGCAUGGGUCCUUUUGAUGGCAUGGUCGGCAAAGGCUUGAAGCCUCUUACGGCACAGAAGCAGAAAGUGCACUCGCAAACCAUCAAGCAUGGCCCGAAUACCACUUCGAAACACAGAUCUCAACCCGCUCAGUCCACUUCCAAACCUUCACCUCCUCUCUCCAAUGGGCAAAAAUCCAUACAGCAUUCACGACAUGGGAUGGAGCGCCGAUGGCCAAGAAUCCGCUUCUUAUACAACCAACGAGCUCACCAGAUCCUUCGAAUCGUUGGGCUGAACACGCUGGGCCAAGUACGAAGCGUAAUCGAAGAGAGUAGCACAACAUUCGUCGAUUACUCGCAGAAGGAAUACUAUCAUGAAAUCAGGGAUUCCAAUGAAAUGAUAUCUGGGCUAGUGAACGAGAUGAUUACGCGAGGAGAAUGGAACGUGCGUUCAGUGGAGUCGGUUGAUGAGGAAAAGAGACAGAUAUGGCUCAAAGCGUUUGGCGCAGUAGAGGGCCAAGAUCCGUACUACGCGCAGCUUGCGAGGGUCAAUUUUGACGGUUCUGACUUUACGCUGCUGACCAGUGGCGACGGGACACACACCUGGACAUGGAGUCCUGAUCGCAAGUAUCUAAUCGAUACAUGGUCCAGAGUAGAUGACGAUACGGUCGACCUGGAAGUCAAGGAGCGGAGGAGGUUGGGACUGCCAGAGCAGGUUCUGCGGAUUAAGGGCUGGAAUGAGAUGGAUGGCAGUGGUGUUAAAAGGAAGGAACAGAGGGAUGGGAAUGGGAACGACACAAGUGAACCCAAGGGGAAACACACCUCCACCGCUUCGUCUGUGGCUCCCUCCGCUCAAUCAGACUGCGACACAGCUUUGAGAGUUCGACAUGACCAUCGUCUCAAAGUCGACUCGCGCGACACAUCAUACGAUACUGGUGUCUUGCAUAAAAUUAACAAGACAGAAAAGGCCCUUGAAGAAAGUGUUGUGGAUGAAGACGACUGGGAUAUGGUGACUUUAAUCUAA
Messenger RNA from Endocarpon pusillum Z07020, 1353 nucleotides. RefSeq lists its product as uncharacterized. The transcript is spliced from 5 exons. Gene Ontology annotation, biological process: proteolysis. The coding region runs from base 1 to 1353 and encodes 450 amino acids. The record is from RefSeq and is a predicted model, not a curated record. Lineage: Eukaryota; Fungi; Ascomycota; Eurotiomycetes; Verrucariales; Verrucariaceae.